This is a messenger RNA of Lichtheimia ornata, 969 nucleotides long. RefSeq lists its product as uncharacterized. The record is from RefSeq and is a predicted model, not a curated record. The coding region runs from base 1 to 969 and encodes 322 amino acids. Lineage: Eukaryota; Fungi; Mucoromycota; Mucoromycetes; Mucorales; Lichtheimiaceae. The transcript has 4 exons.
AUGCAACGUGAGCGUGAAUGCAAGGUGUUCCUUAUCCAGCAUGCAUUUCCCAGUAUCACGUAUCAAGAAGCUGAUGUCAUGCUCAUGGAUUGUGGAUUCAAAGAGGAUGAAGUGAUCCAUCGAUUAUCGACUCGACCUGAUUAUCUCGAUGGUAUUCGACGCAUUCUUGGAUCAUUUGAACAAUCACCAUCAACAAUGACCACAAUGGAGGAUUCUACUAUCAAUGCAACAACUUCCAUUUCAAAUUCAUCACGAGCCAUGACACCACCCACACCUAUUCCAAAACAAUCACCAAGAUCAAAGUAUACCAUGAAAUCAAAAAAGAAGGACAACCAUCACAUUCAUGCCGAAAAGACCCCAUCGACUCGUAUGGCUGGUGGACGUUUGGCGUUGGAUGAUGCUCUUCGACAAAUUCAAAGCUCGAAUUCUCCUGACAAGGCAUACGAAGGCUGGUCACAAGCUCGUAUUCGUGCUUUCCAAAUGAUCAAUGAAAAUCCAAACAGCUAUUACUAUCGAUUCAACGCGCCUGGUGAAGAGCAACGAAAGGGUGCUUGGACACAAGAAGAACGAGAGCUUUUCUUUAAUCGACUCAAGGAAGUGGGCGCCAAUGGACAAUGGGGCAUUUUUUCGAUAGCCAUCCCUGGCAGAGUGGGAUACCAGUGUUCAAACUAUUACCGAUUAUUGAUCCAAACGGGGCAAGUGCAUGAUCCCAACUACGUGGUGGAUGAUAAAGGCAAGGUGCAUUACUUGUUUGAAAAACGAAAUGCGGAUGGGGCUGUUCAAAAGACGUUUCGCACCCAUGCUCCACACCAAUUUGGAAAGAAAACAGCAACAACACCAACACCAACACCAAAGAAAAAGAAGAAAAAGGACGAUGGCGAUACAUCUGGUUCUUUCAGUGUUGGUAUAAGGAAGUCAUCUCGCCUUGCAGCAGCUGGCCGUGUCACUCGAAGCAGGCAGCAAGACUAG